AUGCCAGGCACAAGACGAGUUUACCGUGCACCAUCCAAACCAAAAGGCGAUGGCUACUUGCCGGUGAUUCCCUCAAAUGGCCCCUUGCGCACGCAGCCCCCUGUGCCGAAUGGGACGGAGGGACACCUCUCUCCCCCGGCUCUUCCCGAGUCCCUUGACUCCCCGCCCCACCGAAGCAGUGGCAAUGGUGGCACCAUGAUCAGAAUGGCCACAAGCGGGAGCCUGGGGGACCCUCACUCAUACCACAGCUUUCGCGAGAUGCGGGAUGUAUCAGGCAGCGAAUGCGAAGCUGGAGAUUUAGCUUCGGAGGAAGGGGAAGUUGGACGGAGACGUGUUCAGCAGGCCCGCAGUGUCGAUCUCAAAGUUGCCUGGCGGAUGCAUGGAAAGCAGCUCCGCCGUCAGUUGGAUGAAGAAACGCAGCCCCUCAUGCGUCUCGUGUACCGCAGCCGAGCCGAUUAUGUGUGGGAGCUGCUCGAUGAUGCGAACUCGAGUGUGGCAGCAUGGUGGAUCUCCACGUUUCUGAAGCUGUUGGUGUUGUCCUCUCUCCUCGUCACAAACUUGCAAACGAGUGACGGCAUCUGCAUGCAUCCGGUGCUUGCUGCUGUUUUGGAAACCAGCUUCGACAGCAUUUUCCUUUUGGAGUUUACCUGCCGGCUGCUGUCAGCACCAUCUAAGAAAGCUUACCUGGCAGAUCUUUUGAACUGGCCUGACAUGCUGUCUGCGACAGGGCUGCCACUGCGGGCGAGCAUUGGGCUGGUGUUUGUAGUCCCGCACACCUGGCAACAGCUUUCCAGCACCUGUACUGUCGGCCGAUCCACCCCGCCUUCCAGUGAGCAAGCAAUCGUUCAAGGCAUUCUGCUCUUCCUUCUUCCUCUCGUACGAUUUUUGAAGCUGCUAAGAUACUUUGACUCGUUCCGGUUACUGAUCGAUGCAUGCAGAAACUCAGCUGAGUCCCUGCCUGUCCUUACGUACUUGAUGGCAGUCAUCACUUUUUUCUCAGCCACAGCCAUCUAUCUGUUAGAGCCAAGAGAGAAUAUCCCCACAAUGCAGCAUUCGCUGUGGCUGGCCAUUGUAACUAUGACCACGGUGGGCUAUGGAGACUUCUAUCCCGUAUCGCUUGGGGGCUAUGUGUCCGUGUCCAUCCUGACAUUUGUCAGCGUUCUUUUCUUGGCCUUGCCAGUUGGCAUAAUUGGCCACGAGUUUACGAUGUGCUGGCAGAAUCGCGACAAGGUUCUUCUUCUGACUCGGAUUCGCAAGGGACUGCGCAAGUGGGGCUACAGUGCAAAAGACCUGAAGAUCCUGUUUCGUUAUGUCGACGCAGAUGAGGACGGUAGCUUGAACAUAGCUGAGUUCAUGGAGCUUGUACGGCAGAUGAGGGUGGGAGUCACGGCAGAUAGUGCUCUGCACAUUUUCCAGCUUUUUGAUGACGAUGCUAGUGGCAGCAUUGACUACGGCGAAUUCCUGCGCCAUGUUUUCCCAGACGAUUAUGUAAAGGAUCAACAGCAGAAGGGAGGCAGCAUCAUCUCGACGAGAGGAAAGGCUGAGCAAGCGCUGCACCACUUGGAGAUGCUUCGUGUGAGAACGUCUGAGGAAGCGCCUUCCAUAGACUCCCUUGCAGAUUGA
Molecule: messenger RNA, 1623 nt
Organism: Symbiodinium natans
Lineage: Eukaryota; Dinophyceae; Suessiales; Symbiodiniaceae
Source: the annotation of a GenBank genome assembly